AAUCAUAUGGUUGCUUUCAGAAUUUUCAGAUUCGGCAAGUAACAUUCAUUGAACAUAGAAGAUCAUGAAAAAACCAAGUGAAAAAUUUACUUAGAAAAUAAGAAGAAACGAUUUUGCCCCAACUUCCAUUGCAAGCGUAAAAUCAAAUUGAUUAUUUUUUAAGAAUAAUUCAAAGAAAGCUUUUAUUAUUUUGACAGGAGACAGUAUUUGAUUUUUUUAUAAAUAUGUUCUGAAAUUAUUCAACAACCUGUGUGGACACAGGAUUCCUAUUUGAGCAGCGGAGACUGAUGCCCGACCAUGGCGCGGGGGGACCGACCCAGCCCGGCGACCACCGCGCGGCCCCCGACGCCUGGAGGCACCCUGGAGACUCCUCGGCUGCCUACCAGUAUGCCAUGAUGCAGAACAACUAUGGUUGUUCAAGUAAGGAUCUGAAUGAGCAGAGCGUUGCAUCGUACUGUCACGUGGUGACUGGUAUUUACGAAGCCUCUACGUCUAUCCAGCAAUAUCAAGCCCCUAGAUACAACAGUCAAGCGCCAUCUUUCAGUUCGCCCCCGCACUCGCCGCUGGUCGGCUUGGUGUUCGACCCCUCGUCAUCCGGCUACAGUGGGCAGGGUCUGAUGGGCGACCGCGGCGGCCACCCCGAGCGCCGCCAUCAGACCUCGUGGGCCUUGUCGAACCCAGAGCCCAUCGGAACUGGAGCCAAGAAGAAGAUCAUGAAGAGCCAGGACAAGCGGCACGCGUACAGCGACCCGCGCUACCACCGCGAGCGAGACAGGGAGCUGCCGGGCGACCUGGAGCGACAGAGACGCAUGCUCGCCGCCGACUCCACCUCCAGCCUCGAUUUCUUCGUGGAGGGAGAGCGCAUGGUCUCCGAGCUCUGCAACAUCCCCGACCCGAGCACCCGCAUGGAUCACCACCAACACAAAACCAACAAAGACGAAGACAAAAACAAAGCAGGCUCCUCGGAUGCCCUUUUGUUAGCUUUAGACAAAAUUGUUAUUCAUGAUCAAAUACCGAACCUCAUCGUGCAACUGGCAAUCGAAGCUUGCACUGACGCGGAGAACAUAGCAAUAGCACACCACAAUAGACCGUGCUUUAAAAACAUCCAUUCUAUAUGCGCUAAAACAAGGUCUAAUGUUCAGAAACCAGACAGCGCAGUCGCUAACCUCCAUUCUCAAGGAAUUCCCUGGGUUAUCAAGAACUUUAUAUUUUCGUUUGUGAGAAUAUUAGACGGUUGGAAAGGCGUCAAGGAACUGCUGAGUGAGAAACACGAUACUUUUUCAAGAAUAGAAAACAAGUACUACAGCCCCAACAUCAGGGAGUGCUUCGUGCAGUGGCAGGCGGUCACCAAGGAAAUGCUGAGUCAUAUUUACAAAACUUUUAAAUGCCUCGAUCACGGUUUCACAAUGGAGCAGAAGAGUUUUACGCAUAACUAUUACGCGAACAACUCGGCGGCUCCUCGACACCAGAACCAGACCAAGUUCCAGAGCAAGCCGGCGCGGCCACCCGGCGCGUCCUCGCAGUACAACCCCGUGCAGCCGCCCUGGCUGCAGGCGCAGACCGCCAGCCAGCCCUUCCACGACAGCCCGUGGCCUAUGAGAUCUAGUGCGCCCAGUAAAAAGUAUCCGGUCGCCCCAUCACCAAGUGCGCACAACUUUUACUCUCUGAAUGAACAGAACGACAUGAGCAGCUACCAGAAAGCCCCGUACAAGUGUGACCCGUGCGGCGCGCGGGAGGCGAAGCCGCGGCAGUCGUGGACCAUCAGCGGCGACUGCCGGGAGCCGAGCGAGCGCGAGCUCUACGCGCAGCUCAAGCACCGCGUGGACGCCGAGCUCGGCAAGCAGGCGCUGCUGGGGAGCGCCCCCUGCGACCUCAUGCAGCGACGAGACAUGGAGCUCGCCAAGAUAAUACCGCUGAGCCACGUGGAGAAGUCUCUCAUCCCGAGCAUGGCGGCGGCGGAGGCGCGCUUCUCUCAGAAGAACAACAGCUGCGGCGACACUAAAGAAGAGACGGAUUUUUUUGCGGCGUGGGGUCAGAUGAUACAAAAAGAAACUAGUGAAUACAUAACUCAUCCUUCUCACAACAUUCAGAUUCCCCUGAAUGUUGUGGCGUUAUCUAACAAUAUAUCUGGCCCCGUACAAUUCAUUGAUCCUGAAAAUGAUGAGUUCCAUGAAAUGACUAAAGUUUAUAUGAAGCCUGGAAGCUACAAAGUACCGAUAAAACCUACGGACCCCCUGUCUUCUUUUCUGCAAGGAGCGUCGCAGGAGGUGGUCUACGAGAGCCCGGUGGAGGAAUUGGCUCCUCAGAAAAUGAAGGUUGCGUUUCAGGCUGUGACCCUGGCUCCACAGCCCAAGUACAACCCUGACUCGUGGCCCUGCAUGGUCCCGCGACGGAGUGAGGAUCUGUUUGCAGACGACCGCCUGCAGCGCGCACCUUGCCUAGACAUGAGGAGUACUGACCCUCUAGAGCUGCUGACCGCGAUGACGUCAGACCGCGCCUGGGAGGCGGCCAAGCAGUCCGCUCCGAAGCUGAUGGACUUCAUCCACGAAGGCUCCAAGUCCGACACGGCGAGGCUGUAUGACGCGCUGGGACUCUCUACCAACGAUGAGUUCGCAGACGAUAUAAAGCAAAUCCAAUUGAAUUUGGAGAACAAUACUGGUUGGCUGACCGACUUGCCCGCUGAAGUGCCGGCGCAGUGGGACCAGCAGCCCGUGGACCAGCCGGAGCCGGUGGCCCCACCGCCCCAAGACCACUCCAUAUUUAGUGAAGACCACGUGAAAUGUCUCGAUACAUCAAUCAAAUCUUUAGAGUCCAAUGAUGAGAAUCCCAACAGCCAUCCCAAGUCCGACGAGAGCAAGGAAAACGCUCGACGUCUGAACUACGACCACACUGGCAGCCACGUGCGGGAUGAGACACAAAAGAAGAGUAACAAAACGAAAGUGGCUGCUUCGGGCAUGUGGUACCACCCGAAGAAGAAAAAACCUCUUCCCUCGUCGACCGUGAAGAAGUUUGAAGCAGUCAUAUCGAAGCUGUCGCAAAUCAGUGAAGCCAAUUUUAUCCGGGACGAUAUGGAUAUAAAGAUGGCUCCACGAUUCUACGAGGUGGUGAAGUACCCGAUGUGCCUGCACGACAUCUCGGCCAAGCUGCGCACCGCCGCCUACUCCGACCACGACCAGGUCGUGCACGACUUCAAGCGCAUGUUCAACAAUGUCAAACUCUAUCUCAAGAGCUAUCCAGACCAAGUGAUGAAAAAGAGUGUAAACAAAGUGGCUACAGAAUUUGAAAAACUGCUAGCUGAAGAAUUUCGAAGCAAAUCAGAUAGUAAGAACAACAAACAUCAGGACAACGGUUCUGAAAACCGUGAGAAUAAAGAAAGAAAGAAGGAAAGGAACGCAGAAUCUACAGUUAGUGAGAACAAAGCUGAUGAAGCAGCAAGUAAGAAAUCAGACCAUAAAUAACGUAAAUUUGAAAGACUGAUCACAUUAUAUAUAAGGAUACUUAUUUACAGAACAUUGUGUUUUUGAUAAAUUUCUCAUCGUGAAUUAUUUGACAAAAAAAUUCAUACACUUGGUCGAUUAUUUUAUUUUUGUCAAAUUGUUUCUUUUGCAUUGGUUAACUUUACUCAUCUAGUCAAACCAGACAUUGCGUUUUGUUUUAUUGAAAAAUGUUUGUGUUGUUAUCAGAACUUUAAAGUAAGAUUGAUAUAAAAGUAGGUUAUGUUGUUAAUGUUAAGUGCUUGCCGAUUUUUGAAGUCCUUUUAUUGCCUCAAGGCGUUUGAUCGUUCGAAUUAUUUCAUUUGGGCGGCGUAUUUGGUGCCUUUUCAUCAGCUUUUGGCAAGCUCGAUUUAUUUCCAUUGCUAUUUUAGUUUGUUACUUUAAGAACUCUUACUAAAAAAUACAUCGUCAGUAAAAAUCCUGUCCCGAGGUUCCAACUAAGUACUGUUGUAGGGUUUAGCAGUGAGAAUCAUAUGUUUAAUACUUUGGUUCAUGUCAAUGAUCGUGCUUGAUAGGCUUAUAAAAGGCACCCUCCAUUACUGAAAUUGUUAAUUUGUUAUCAUUUGUUUUAAUGGUAAUUCCUUAUCGUUACGCUGGAUGCCCGAAUGAAAAUAUUCGGUAUUAAUUCUUCUCUUUCCUUUAUUAGAUCUUAGUUUAUUGUUAACACACUAGCGUAGUUGUUUCGUUUUCUAAUCUCAUGCUUUACUCUCAUGUAUCAUUGUAUCCCAUAUUCCCUAUCAUUAUUAAACGCAAGUGUUGAUUUUGUAUGCAGAAUAGAAAUUUAUGUUGACAUGCUUAUCAAGAAUUCGGUUUUAUUUGAUGCAUAAAAGACUCUGCUUACGACGAUUUCUGUGAAGUAAAUAUUAGUUAUUUUUUAUACUUAAUCUCUAUCUGUGAUGUAUGUUUAGGUAAAAGUUAAUAGAUUGAAGUUUUAUCACGUUUAUUAUACGACUAAAAUGAACAUGUAAAUAAUAUGCAAUAACUUACAUAAAGCUUACCAUCAAAUACUAUUAGAACAAUGCACACUUGUCUUUUGUACUUUUGUACCAUUUUCGCAUGGUUCAAACAGAUCGUGGAAUGAGAUAUGUCGAGAGAUUAAAACCUGGCCUGAUAUUAGCGCUUUAGAAUUUCCUAAUUCCUGAUGUAGUUGGAAGAGUGAUAUGGCUACAGAAUUAUGUUCUAUAGCAUGCCUAUAAUGAUUCUGAUGAUGAUGAUUGAAUUAAAGAAGAAUUCCUGAUGUAACUGUAGAACACCAUUCUGUAGCCGACACGUCGUUACAAAAGUUUUCUGUCAGGCAUCAUUCUGUAGCUGUAGCCAUUUUAGGUACUCUUCCACCUAGCUGAUACAUACAGGUGGCCACAUGAUCACAGUUUGUUCGUAGUACCUAUCAAAAUAAACACUGUUUAACUAAGUACAUGUUAAAAUAGUCGCUUGUAUACAACCCUAACUUAAAUUUAAGAUUUUUUUAAUGAAACUUUGUUAACUUUCAGUCGCGCUCAUAAUUUAGAUAUUAAAUUGAAAACUAUUUUUGAUUAUAUUUAUUUUACCUGCCAUAUUGAUAGAAUAAGUGAAUUUCCUAAAUAGUUUGAUUAUAAUUUGGUGGCUAUUUUGGUUAGUUUUGAUUGUGACUAAAUUCCAAAUUCUAAUCUAAAAGGAUUCAAAGUUAAUUUUAAGUAUUCGUUAAGUUGUGAAUUUAUUGUUUAGCUUAUUUAACUAAAAUUAUGGCAAGGAACUCGUAUGAUGAAUAAAAAGUUAUUUGGUAUUUA
Plutella xylostella (diamondback moth) is the source of this 5260-nucleotide messenger RNA. RefSeq names its product mitoshell (gene mtsh). NCBI's taxonomy places the organism in Eukaryota, Metazoa, Arthropoda, Insecta, Lepidoptera, Plutellidae. The record is from RefSeq and is a predicted model, not a curated record. Gene Ontology annotation, molecular function: protein binding.